Molecule: messenger RNA, 417 nt
Organism: Pyricularia pennisetigena
Lineage: Eukaryota; Fungi; Ascomycota; Sordariomycetes; Magnaporthales; Pyriculariaceae
Exons: 2
Coding region: 1-417 (138 amino acids)
Source: RefSeq, a predicted model, not a curated record
AUGGGCAGACCAAACAUCUCAACCAGUACCGAUGUUGGACAAUUCGCACAGCCUCAGGCUACAGAGCCCCUGCUGGCCCUCGCACACCCGCAGAGCCGAGACCGUCAACCCGGCUACACGAGCGCAUGCACCAAAAUAACCGGGGCCGCCCGACGGCUUCACGUUCCAGUUCGAGCCGUCGACCGGGCGAGACGGCCGUCGGCUGUCCAACGUCAAUGUCGGCUCGGCUUUGCAGGCAUGCGUGCGCACGGCGAGGUCAACCGCGUACGGCAUCGUGACCUGACGUGGGUCAGAGGCCUCUGGGACGAGAGGAGCGCCGCGGACGGCCGUUGCAUAACACCGCACAUCAUCCUGGCACCCCUAAUACGGAUGAACCGGAGGCCGAGCGACCUUGCCGCUGAGAAGGAAGAAGGAUGA